Scleropages formosus (Asian bonytongue) is the source of this 1519-nucleotide messenger RNA. It is a transcript of the gene ankrd49, whose product is annotated as ankyrin repeat domain 49. The transcript has 3 exons. Gene Ontology annotation, molecular function: protein binding. Lineage: Eukaryota; Metazoa; Chordata; Actinopteri; Osteoglossiformes; Osteoglossidae. Bases 103 to 777 code for a protein of 224 amino acids. The record is from RefSeq and is a predicted model, not a curated record.
CCCUUGGUAAGAGGGCAGGUAUGUGAAUGGAAAGGAAAGGUUUAGGAGGAGCUGUUGCUGCUAAGAGUGAGCGAGGAGCGCAGCACCUGCACCAACCCCCCCAUGGACUUCCCCGAGGACUUCAAUCAGCUGGAGCUGCUGGAGACCCACCGGCACCUCAUCCCGGUGGGGACGCAGAGCCUGCGUCCUGAGGAGGACGAGGACGAGGAUGAGGAUGAGGAAAGGCAGGGUGCGCUCGGUGAGGAGUGGUACCAGGAGCAGGAGCAGAGGCUGAGGGACAAACCUGGGGAGCUUCUGCUGUGGGCGGCGGAGAGGAACAGACUGGCGACGGUCCAGAGAUUGCUGAGCGCGGACGGCUCGCUGGCGGGGACUCGCGACGAGGACGGGUACACGCCUCUCCACCGGGCGGCGUACAACGGCCACCUGGAGAUCGGCAGAGCGCUGGUGCACCACGGAGCCGACCUCAACGCCCGCACCGUGGAUGGCUGGACGCCGCUUCACAGCGCCUGCCGGUGGAACAACGUUGCUGUGGCAUCCUACCUCGUCCAGCAGGGGGCGCUGGUCAACGCCCAGACCAACGGCUUGCUCACUCCGCUGCACCUAGCGGCCAGCAACUGCAACGCCCGGCAGACCCUGGAGCUGCUGCUGACGCAUCGGCACCUAGAGGCCGGGCUUAAGAGCAGCAGCGGCGAGACGGCGUUUGACAUCGCCCGCAGGACAAGUGCCCUCUACCGCUUGUUCGAGAUCGUGGAACCGUGCAACAGCAUCCUUCCGUAGGGGAGGAUGACGGCGUGUAAACAUACAUGUGUAACUAAUACCCACCCGUUGUAAUGUUUACACCGAGAAGUGUAGGAUUUCCUCGAUUUCAAAGUCUGUGGGUGAAUUUUCCCGAACCAUUCGCAAGAAAAUAAAGGCUUUUCUGAGAGACCGUGGGGACAAGUGCUGUCUAAUCACUUUUCCUCGUGUACAAAAAUAAACAAGAGCGCGACAUUUUUGCAUCGAGAACCUAAAGUUUGCAUGUGCGUCGAGACGACAAGCGGCUGGGACCCGAGCUCCAGUCUGCCAGCUGACAGCUGGACUCGAGACGCGUGUUCCGGAAACGGCGUCUCACGCCGGCUCGAUGUGACAUUUUUACCCGUAAACAUUAACAAAAUAAACUAAACCUGCCAUUAGUCUGAUAUUUGUAGAAAAAAUCAAUGAUAUUUGGGUGUUGAUGGCAAGAGGAUUGGUACACCAACACAAGCGUGAUUCAUGUGUCGUAUUCUACUGCUGCUUUUGCCUGCUGACUGUUUUCUUACCUUGACUAAUUUAAGUGUUUCCGGCAGAAUGCGCUCCGAUGACUCACACACUUAUGACUUUCAGUUAUUUAUGCUGCAAGGACAAAAAGUGUUUACUUUUUCCCUGCGAUUGAACCUGAAACCUACUCUUUGUAUACUUUUUUUGUGUGUGUUUUUCAUAAAUCCACCGACAGCUGACAGCAGGAGUAAAGGUAUUGAAAGAGUAAAUACUCGUGUAUUUU